This is a messenger RNA of Saccostrea echinata, 1289 nucleotides long. RefSeq names its product tetraspanin-9-like. The transcript has 9 exons. NCBI's taxonomy places the organism in Eukaryota, Metazoa, Mollusca, Bivalvia, Ostreida, Ostreidae. Gene Ontology annotation, cellular component: membrane. The record is from RefSeq and is a predicted model, not a curated record. Bases 179 to 1060 code for a protein of 293 amino acids.
GGCUCGUCUAUGACCUAUUUAUAAACUGUCCACGUAAAACAUCCCUCCACUAAGAAUCUCUGUGGAUUCUGUAGACGCCAUACAAGUUUUGAGGGACAAAUCCUGGUAGUCUUGAAUACCCAGUAGAAACAAAAAGUGAAGAAAUACUAAGCGAGGUGUUAACAAGACACCUGCCAUCAUGGUGUGUUCCGAUGAAAGAUGGGGCCCAAUAUUUCUAAAGGUCAUCAACGUUAUCUUUAUAGUGACAAAUUGUCUUGCUAUUAUCUUCUCCCUGGCUCUUAUCAUACCCGGGGUCAUGAUUCUGGCAAAUGUUGACCUGAUCAACGAUAAUAUCCUCCCUCUGAUGAAACAGCUGACGUACGGGGGGUUUAAUCUGGGGGACGUGGCCACUAGUCUGUCCGUGACUCUUAUAGUGGUGGGCGCAAUCGUCCUCAUUAUAGCCAGCCUGGGCGCCAUAGGAGCUUUUUGUAACAGACCAGCCUGUCUGGACAUUUAUGCUGGCAUUGUUCUGAUUUUGUUUGUUGGGAAGCUGUUUGCAGUAUUUCUGUGGUUUGAUAUGAAUGCUAAACUUCAGUCGUUUAUCAAGACCCAGCUUCUGACAGUACUACAGUCGAACUACGCCGCCGACGAUCUGUCCUCCAACCAGAUCUCUACAGCUUUCAACUACCUGUUUAUGUCGAUGUCGUGCUGUGCUGUAAAUGCAUUGAAUGGAACUAUAAACGAUUUUGACCAAACACCCUGGAUAACAGGUGGAACAGCAGGAAGUAAAGAAAUCCCCACUUUCUGCUGUCAGGGGGUCACGCCAGAAUCCUUCUCUACAUACAACGACACAACAUGUACUGUCGACGUUACAGCUAACUACUACACAACGGGAUGCUACGAUGCAGUCUACAACGUACUCAACAGCUACUCAAUAGCAUUUAUAGUAAUUGGAAUAACUAUCCUAGUGAUAGAAGCACUUGCUGUAGUUACGGCUACAAACUACAUGCAUUACAAGACGAAACUAGAACAGAAAAAGAGAAGGAAAAAGAUCAAAGAAAUGAAGAAAGAAAAGGCAUAAAAGGGCCACGUGACACAAACCAAAGAUGGCGAUUCUACAAAUGUCAUCUCUCUCAAAAGAAUUGAAGAGAAAUUCUGCUGAUAUUAUGCCAUAUAUAACAUUUCAGUGGGAUAACUUAGGUGCUUAAUUGCCAUAAUGUAUAUGUAUAUCUGUAAAUACAUGUAAUUAUUCGGGAAUUUUAUACUUUUUUAUCCAUUGUUGGAAUUGUUGACAAUUAUAACAAGAAAGU